CAGGUGGUAAGAAAUGGGCGACUGGAGUUUCCUGGGGAACAUUUUGGAGGAGGUGAAUGAGCACUCCACAGUCAUUGGCAGAGUCUGGCUCACUGUGCUCUUCAUCUUCCGGAUCCUCAUCCUUGGCACAGCCGCAGAGUUUGUGUGGGGGGACGAGCAGUCCGACUUCGUGUGCAACACCCAGCAGCCAGGCUGCGAGAACGUCUGCUACGACGAGGCCUUCCCCAUCUCCCACAUCCGCCUCUGGGUGCUGCAGAUCAUCUUCGUCUCCACACCGUCCCUGGUGUACGUGGGACACGCGGUACACCACGUCCGCAUGGAGGAGAAGCGCAAGGAGCGCGAGGCGGAGGAGCUGUGCCAGCAGGCGGUGGGCAACGGCGGCGAGAGGGCACCCAUGGCCACAGACCAGGGCAGCAUCAAGAGGAGCAGCAACAGCGGCAAAGGCGCCAGGAAGUUCCGGCUGGAGGGCACCCUGCUGAGGACCUACAUCUGCCACAUCAUCUUCAAGACCCUCUUUGAGGUAGGCUUCAUAGUGGGCCACUACUUCCUGUACGGUUUCCGGAUCCUGCCCCUCUAUCGCUGCAGCCGGUGGCCUUGCCCCAACGUGGUGGACUGUUUCGUGUCUCGGCCCACUGAGAAAACCAUCUUCAUCCUGUUCAUGUUGUCUGUGGCCUCUGUGUCCCUCUUCCUCAAUAUUCUGGAGAUGAGUCACCUGGGCCUGAAGAGAAUCCGGUCGGCCUUCAAGAGGCCCUUAGAGCAGCCACUGGGAGAGAUCCCUGAGAAGUCCCUCCAUUCCAUUGCCGUCUCCUCCAUCCAGAAAGCCAAGGGCUACCAGCUCCUCGAAGAAGAGAAAAUCGUGUCCCACUAUUUCCCUUUGACUGAGGUCGGGAUGGUGGAGACCAGCCCCCUUUCUGCCAAGCCUUUCAGUCAGUUUGAGGAGAAGAUAGGCACAGGGCCCCUAGGGGACUUGUCUCGGGCUUACCAAGAAACACUGCCUUCCAAUGCUCAGGUGGGAGUGCCCGAGGGGGAGGGGGAGGAGCAGCGGGGGGAGGAGGGCGCGGAAUCGGAGGCGGGAGAGAAGAGACAGGACGCAGAGAGAGUGAGCACAGAAGGGGAGGAGACCCUGGCAGUGCUGGAUGGGGAGAAAGUGGAGACCUCAGAAGUAGGGAAAGAGGGCGAGAAAGAAGAGCUGCAGGCUGAGAAGGUGUCAAAGCAAGGGCUGCCGGCUGAGAAGGCGCCUUCACUGUGCCCAGAGCUGGCCAGGGAUGACAACAGACCGCUGAGCAGGCUGAGCAAAGCCAGCAGCCGGGCCAGGUCAGAUGAUCUAACCGUAUGAAGUGACGCCAAAGAAAAGAAGAAGAGAAAGCACCCAAGCUAACGCAGGGCAAGAUGAAAUGUGAGGAUGCCAACAUGAUCUGAGUCUUCUGUCCCUCCUCUCACACCCACCCCUUGCUGGACAGGCACUGCAGUGAACAGCACACGCUGUACAACUCGGAAAUUGCCUUGCCUGUAUGUAAGGGCUGCCAAAACAAACCCCUUGUCCCAUCGAAGAUCCCAGUCCCAUUUGCCUUCCCUGUCCCUCUACCCCAAUGGCUAUGGGGAACUCUGUUUUUAUCCCCACUUCUCUGUAGAAAUCCUCCUAAUCAGAACUGUGGUUGCCCAUAGUUUUUUACGAGUAUUAUCUCAAGCUCACUAAUUCAGCAGGACUUUAUCACCCCAGCCCUUUCCAAGCAGGUGCCAUGUGGCCAUACAGCAAGAGUCCUAAAUUUAGAUACUCCAGGAUUCAGGCAGAUGGUUUAAAUAGUUGAAGAAGGCCUGUUCUGAUGCUGUAGGAGCUCUAGGGCUGUGAAGAUUGGAGAGCAGAGGGCAAUUGCUGCUCAGUCCCAGGCAAUGAUUGCCAGGCAGUGUUACCUGGCCAUCUGAUUUUUUAAAAGAAGCCAAAAAUCCAAACUUUUAAGUGGAAUUCCCAACAUUUUUAAUGUUUCUAGCUGAAUUUUAAAUAUGCCAUAUAGGCUACAAAAACUGUGUACAAGCCAAGUUUAACCUGUUGGGCACCAAUUUACAAGGUUAGCUUAUACUAGAGAACCCAAUUUCUUAUGUAAUUAGCCAUAUUAUUUAUGGUCUCAACCAUUAUUGUGGUCUCAGCUUCCAAACAUCAUUUCACCAUUCUGGAAUGUUGGGUUUAAACCACCAGCACAGGUGAUACCCAGAAUUCUCACUGCCCUUUCUCUUGGGUCACUGCAGCACCGGGAUUCUGAUGCAAUUACAUUCAUUGGGUUGGUGGGACUUCUGCCUUGGGAACCAUCAGAGAAAGAGAGCAAGGCUUCAAAGCCCUCUCCCUGAACUGAAAAAGGCCUUGAAGCCUGG
Messenger RNA from Manis pentadactyla (Chinese pangolin), 2367 nucleotides. RefSeq names its product gap junction protein alpha 8 (gene GJA8). The transcript has a single exon. Gene Ontology annotation, biological process: cell communication. Lineage: Eukaryota; Metazoa; Chordata; Mammalia; Pholidota; Manidae. Gene Ontology annotation, cellular component: connexin complex. The coding region runs from base 14 to 1336 and encodes 440 amino acids. The record is from RefSeq and is a predicted model, not a curated record.